AAACCUCCUGCCCUAGUCUCCUCUCUGUCUCACAGCACAGCCCCUGCUUUCCCCCCACCGUCCCACGGCCGCCACGCCGCCACGCUUCUUCUUCCCUUUCCCGUCCAACCUCCAACCCUGCCGGCUGCCGCGGCGGCGGAUUAACACAAUACCUUGGCGAGAGACGUAAUAGUUUCUGAACUCACCGCGCUACGCCCGAUGUCGGAGACGGCGGCGCCGAUCGGCCUGUCAUGGGCUCCCAAGCUUCCUUCCUUUGCAACGACCAGCGGCGGCAGCAAGAUCGACCACGCGCCGGAUCCGAGCACCGCGCAGGGCUCGCUCUGGAAGCGCACGAGCGAGCUCGUGGACGGGCUGUUCGUGCCCCCGAGGGACCCUAGGCAGCUGAAUAAGCUGGCUAGGAAGAACGUCAAGGACACCGCCGGCAAGGGCUGGUUCGACAUGCCCGCGCCGACCAUCACUCCCGAGUUGAAGAAGGAUCUCGAGAUUUUGCAGCUGAGGCAUGUAAUUGACCCAAAAAGGCACUUCAAGCGGGCAGGAAAGUCCAAGGCCCUUCCCAAGUACUUCCAAGUUGGUACGGUUGUUGAGCCUGCAUCUGAGUUCUACUCAAGUAGGCUGAAAAAUAGGGAACGCAAGGCAACAUUGGUGGACGAGCUGCUAUCAGAUCAAUCUCUUAAGAGCUACAGGAUGCGCAAGGUACGGGAAAUUCAGGAGAUCCGUACACCAGGAGGCAACCAAAAGUGGAAGAACAAGGGCAAGAAAACACUGAAGAGGGCGAAGGAUAGGAGAAAAUGAGACUGGUGCGCCCAGCUUUGUGCUCCAGUUGUGAGGGAACCAAGGAACGCCUUCAAGUCGCUCUAGUGCUUUUCUCUCAACUUUGCAGUAUAGAUUCUGGUUCCAGUGUAGUGUUGUGGACUUCAUGAUGAAUUGAUUUGUAUUUCUAUAAAUUUUAUAAUAUUGCUGUAACAGCGGAAUUCAGAAAUAUGAGUUGGUAGACUCUUUCAAGUUAGCUAGCUUCA
Zea mays is the source of this 1016-nucleotide messenger RNA. Its product is annotated as Fcf2 pre-rRNA processing protein. The transcript is spliced from 5 exons. NCBI's taxonomy places the organism in Eukaryota, Viridiplantae, Streptophyta, Magnoliopsida, Poales, Poaceae. Gene Ontology annotation, molecular function: RNA binding. Gene Ontology annotation, cellular component: nucleolus. Bases 199 to 792 code for a protein of 197 amino acids. The record is from RefSeq and is marked predicted. Gene Ontology annotation, biological process: RNA processing.